AUGUCGGAAGCGUUCAAUGGCGUAAUGAAGGGGGCCAGGUCACUCCUAAUCACUUCAUUGGUUAGGAUGACAUUCUUCCGGGUUAACGAAUACUUUGCCACAACGAGGGAUUUAGGGAGAAACAGAUUAGACAAUGGACAUGUGUAUGCCAAGAAACCAACUGAUACGAUUGAUAAGAAUGCUGACAAAGCACGCUUUCAUGAUGUUAGGAUAUAUGACACAGUGCGAGGGAUAUUUGAGGUCACCACUGGUUGUGGCAACAGGAUAGCAGGAAAAGGUGGAAAAUCCUACAUGGUUGACCUCACAGUAACAUCAUGCUCCUGUCAGAAACCAACCAUCUUCAAGUUACCGUGUUCACAUGUUCUUGCAGUAUGUCGAGCUCGUAACAUAUCGUACGAUGCUUUUGUGGACCCUUCGUUUCGCACUACAAAAUACGUAUUGACAUAUAAGAAGACUUUCAUGCUUGUUCCAGACAUGUUCACCUGCGAUCCUUGGAACGGUCCUACAGUUGUUCCAGAUCCCUCAACGAAGCGUGGAAAGGGUCAUCCGCGAUCAACUCGUAUACGGAACGAAAUGGAUGCACCGUUGACGUGUCCUCGUAACACGUGUAGCUUUUGUGGAUUUAGUGGUCAUAAUAAGAAAACAUGCCCUCGAAGGUCAACAAACGAUCAUGGCGAUGCCGGGCCUAGUUUAUCCAUCAGUGCUUACGCUUCAGGCAACAUACAGGAGCAUAGCUGCGUGGGAGGGCUCCACUGCCCAAUCGGUUACUCGUCAGCACUACCAGGCGAGUACGUUACAUUGGGAGGUGGAUAACAGGGUAUUAGAGGUAGUCGAACUAGUCAGACCACAAGAGGUCGCCAGCGUUCAUCUACUCGAAGUCAGUCUUCCAGAUCGCCAUCGACAUCCGGUACUAUGUCACCAUUCGCUCCUCCAACUUCCAUCACCACUCCUCCUCCACAUCCAUCGCCUCCGCAAAGGAUCAUCACAUAUCAGCGUGCUAGUCAACGACGAGCUCCUGCUCUUAAUGUCAUUGUGGAGGUUGACGAGUUCACACCAUCAUCAUCCACCGGUGCGCAAAACAAAAGGGGCCGGGGGUUGUAGUUUAACAAACUUUGUAUAUUCUUAUAUGAUUUGAACUUCUUGUAUGACUUUCCAUGAUUGUAAUAUAU
Molecule: messenger RNA, 1169 nt
Organism: Amaranthus tricolor (Joseph's coat)
Lineage: Eukaryota; Viridiplantae; Streptophyta; Magnoliopsida; Caryophyllales; Amaranthaceae
Exons: 2
Coding region: 1-813 (270 amino acids)
Molecular function (GO): zinc ion binding
Source: RefSeq, a predicted model, not a curated record